AUGAAGAGAGUAAUGGAGACUGUCAUCCCUAAAGGUAGUCCCGUCCAAAAACCUUCUCCAGUGGUGCCUAGCGAUUUUUCGUCAACAAUUGGACGUCGCAUGCCGCGUGAAGAAACCCCAGAAAAAAGCGAUCCUGUCGAACAGGCAAAGUUGGGGAGAGUUCGUGAUGAACAGGAAAAGAUUGCAAAGAUUCAGAGCGAACUGGCAAGAAUGAGGCGUGAGGAUAAAGAAGGUUACGAACUGCUUUUAAAUGUGGUGAAAGCUAUGCAGGAUCCAGCCGGUGAAUCGAGAGGAUCUUCUCUUUUAGCCGACGCAUCACCAGCUAUAAGAAGCUUGUCGACGAAUCAGUUGAUAAUGAGAGCUCUGUUCGAAGAGCCCGUCCGUGCGCCGAAAAGGGAUGGAAAUCUUGAACUUUCUCAAGGCAGUGGUUCCAAGGAUAGUUUACUUAAAGGUGGUGAACCUGUGGCGCCUUCCAAAUCAUCAGAAAGCGCAAAAAUCCCAGAAAAGGGAACCCUCCCCUCUUCCUCUCUCCCAUCUCCUGUUCCACCAUCUUCUACCCAGCCACGUUGGGAAUCCUGGAGAAAUGUUAGUAGUCGUGAAUCUAGUAAGCCAUACAGUCGACCAGUGGCUCCGCCUAGUGAUUCGUGGAGAACUGGCAGUGGCAGUUCCUCGAGUUCAACAAGCUGGAGGAACGAUCUCAAGAAUGCGCCAAAUAGUCGUCCACUGACAGCGGGACUAUCAUUGCCAACUCGGCCUCUGGGUGGAAUCUCUGGCUUCGAUCAGCAGCGAAAUAUGAGUUCCAAUCCUUUGAUGAGAUCCCCAGUAAAUAUUCGUGGAAGUUAUGGAAACAGAGGUUUCAGACAGUAG
Messenger RNA from Ostertagia ostertagi, 867 nucleotides. The record is from the annotation of a GenBank genome assembly. Lineage: Eukaryota; Metazoa; Nematoda; Chromadorea; Rhabditida; Trichostrongylidae.